AUGGACCCAAGACAACCACCACCACCACCACAGCACCCCUUCUCGCGGAACGCUGCCGCCUCGCCCUUUACACGACCGUCAUUCCCGCCAGCAAACGCGAACCCAGCGACAUCGCAACCUCCGUAUCCACCCGCGCCAUCAUCGCAUCCAUCGUCCCACGGCCCUCAACCACAUCCGCCGUCCCAUCCCGCGUCCCAUCCCUCCCAUCCUCCGCAGCCCACCGGCCCUCCCUACUCCGAAAUGCACGCGCGCAAACCCUCCGAUCCGCCUCCCUAUUACCCGGGCGCGAGACAGUAUGGUGGUCCCGAGCCUGGUCCCGGCCCGAUGCCGCCGUCGACACACUCGCGACAUCCGAGCACCUCCUCGAUAGCUUCAGGUCCAGCCAUGACUCGCGCCAUGCCGCCGCCACCAUCCUCGCCGCCACAACAGCAGGGACAGCAGCAGCAGCAAGGUGGACCAGGCGUCCAUCAAAUGGGAGGCCCUUAUGGUCCACCAGCACCGCGCCCUCCUCCUGUCCAAGUUGGACCCCCAUCCGCUUUUCCUCGAGGACGUGAACUACCCGCGCUGGAAUCGCUGACGAGGACCGGUCAGCCUGGAAGCAGCAUGUCCAUCUCUUCGAUGCUCGCCAACAGGGAGCCCUCACAGUACGCGCCUGGACCACCUCCAAAUGGUCCCGGCCCCGGCCCUGGUUCUGGUUCUGGUUCUGGUCCCGGUCCCGGUCCUGGUCCCGGUCCUGGUCCUGGUCCUGGUCCUGGUCCUGGUCCUGGUCCUGGCUACAAUCAACAACCUGUUCAUGCGUCUCCUCGAAUGCAUCAAGCUGCACCGCCAGAAUACGUGCCAUUUCGACGACCACAAACUCCAGAACAUCAUCGCAUGUACGAUGGCCGCGAUCCAAGAGCGCCGGCCGGAGCAUCUCCUCAGGCCUACAACUCGACGCCAGAGGUACAACGCUAUGGCACCCCACAGGCCUAUCCUCCAAGAAGCGGGCCACCGAUGUCGCUCAACGAGCAAGGAAGGGAUCCUAGGGAGCCACCACGAAUGCCAAACACGAGCGUGCCUCCUCGGCCUAACAGCCAGCCGAAAUCGUUCCAGCCUGUUGGACAUCCCCGAAUGGAAAUAACCAGACCGUCUAAUGAAUUGUAUGGACACAGAGAAGAACAACUACGGCCAGCUCCGGCCGAGGAAUACAACCCCGAACGUCCGAUCAGAGUGCUCAAGUAUGAAGAACAGCGGUUCAUGCCGGAUAGGGAGCGACAUGAAAGGGAAAGGCAGGAGAGGGAGCGUCAUGAGCGGGAUAUGGAGUUUCGGGAAAGAGAGCGGCGAGAGAGGGCCAUGUCCGGUGGCGAUCCAGGACGACCACCACAUGGCAUGCAUCCGCAAGAAUAUGCGCGGCAGAUGGAACAACGGGCUCAGCAGGGUUACGGUCGCCCUCCAGAACCGCGGGAACAGGGUAAUCACUGGCCAAGGCCUGGCUACGAGCCAGCGCGAGCUCCCUACGACCCUGCCAUGCAUCAUGGACCUCCGAGACACCAAGAGUACCCUCCUGCCUCCGGACCGCACUACAACAACGGCCCUCACCAAUAUGUGGAACGCCAUCCAAUGCCUCCUCACCAAAACGCCAUCCCCCCACCUGGACCUGUACAUCCCCAGUCUUACGACUCACCGGACCGCCAGCGCAUGAACCACAUGCACAUUGACCGCCAGCCACACCCGCAACAGCUCCCACCACGAAGCCGUGAGGACCAAGCCGUUCCACCUCCGUCUGUCGCGUACGGCGGGGUGGGUGGUCCACCCAUGUACGACUCUCCUCGUAACCGGAGCAUAGAGGAGCUCAAUGCGCCACAUGGAAACCAGCGAAAUUUACUAGGGAUCCAGGAAAUCAACAGAAAGGGCCGCAUCUCACCAUUGCCGCAAGCGGUGCAAGGAGCCCAGCCCCAGCUGGCGGGUCCAGCCGGUGAACCAGGCAUCAAGAGCGAGUUUGGUCGCAUGUUUUCAGGUAUUGGUAGCGGUGUGGGUGCCAUCUCCAGCCCUGUUCCCACAGGUGCGCAGCUUCCCUUCAAUGCCAUGGGAUUGCUCCGCCGCGAGGAGCCGGAUGGUCCCCUGCACGAACCGGUUGUGGAGAUGGCGAAGCCUGGACGUGGGAAGAGGAGGAAGUUGAAGGAGGAGGAUCUUCGAGACGAAGAGGGUAGCACAGGCAGAUCGACCCCAGUGGGUGGCCGUGCCAAGAAGGCAAAGACGCAUGCGCACCACCAUCAUCAGUAUGUCCAUGCCCCAGGCUUCCCAGGUCAAGCAUCUAACGUCGGCAGUCAUCAUCACCACCAUCACCAUCAUGGUAUGGACCAGACAGGAUCCCCUGCCAGUGCCGCCAACGCCCCCUUCAAACACGUAAAGGGCUCUACUCCUGUCCCUUCCCCGACCUCUGCCCUCGGAAGAGAACUUCCGAACGCCCAUCACCACCACCAUCACGCAGCCCCUAGACCGGCCCAAGCCAAAGCUGUCCCGCCACCCCGGAGCCCGUCUCCUGUCGUUCUUCCCAAGCCGAAACAAAUCAUCUCGUCAAAAGCCGUGCUGGAGGCGGUGGCGGGUUACCCGCGCACACACCUCGGAGAUGUUGUCUACAAGCCACGGCUCCAACCGGCUCGGGCCCAGGACCCCCGGACAGGGAGACCACCACGAACACCGUUCAAGUCCACCAUGGAGCCACUGCCUUUUGACAUGAUACGAGACAAGUUCAACUGUACGCUCACGGUCAAGAUCGGAAAAGAGCAUCUGAGCAGCGACGUUCGCGAGGAAAUUACGCGGACGAGAGCGUUGUGGGGGACAGAGGUAUACACGGACGAUUCAGAUGUGAUUGCCGCCUGCAUUCAUGGCGGGUGGAUUAGGGGCGAGUGGCAUAGGGAUGUCAACAUCAACCUUCUCAACCUCGACCAAGGCUACAGCAUAUCUGACGUGCGGGAGGAAACCAGGCGACAGGCUGCUACCGACGGGCGCUCAUCCACACCCACUCCGUCCAACCUCAUUGUUCUCGACGCUCCGCCCAAGACAGGUCCCAUGGCAGUGCCCGAAAACCGCGACCUACACGUCAGGCUUGUGAUUCUGCCCCGACUGGAGAAGUACGCUUCCACAACGCGAUUCGGCAUCAAGAGUCGAGAAUUUGGCGGCUCACUCGCAUCCGCCGACGACGGCAGGCCACGGAUCAAUGCCACACACGACGGAAUCAGCUACAUGAUCACCGAAAUCAGGUGGCUCACCAACGGGGGUGAGUCGCAGAACAGGCUCAGGGGCAAAGCACGACGCGAAAGGAUACGAAAGGCGCUGCGAGAGAUCGAGCUGACCCCUGCAUGGGCCAAGGCGACGAGUAACGGCAGUGCGGCAGGGUCGGAGCGGCAAGGACCCGUCAGCAAGGCGCCCAGCGAAGUGGACAAGGAGAACCAACCGCAACGCAACGCAGAGGAAAUGGAAGUGGAUGAUUCGAAAACGCAGCAAGGAGCAAAGGAAGCUGUGAAUGGGCAGCAGGGCGGAGACACCGGCAGCAAGAGUGCGAGUGAGGGUACGACGACAGGACCGGCAGAAAAUGGGGUUUCUGUGACAGAAAAAGCGCCGGCGGCUGUUGAGGCGACAGAAUCUGGGACAGAGGUGUCUGUAGUCCCGGUGGAAACAGCCGCCCCUGAGCCCACCGUGUAG
Molecule: messenger RNA, 3684 nt
Organism: Podospora anserina S mat+
Lineage: Eukaryota; Fungi; Ascomycota; Sordariomycetes; Sordariales; Podosporaceae
Exons: 1
Coding region: 1-3684 (1227 amino acids)
Source: RefSeq, a predicted model, not a curated record